Messenger RNA from Coccomyxa subellipsoidea C-169, 645 nucleotides. RefSeq names its product cyclophilin-like protein. The record is from RefSeq and is a predicted model, not a curated record. Lineage: Eukaryota; Viridiplantae; Chlorophyta; Trebouxiophyceae; Coccomyxaceae. Gene Ontology annotation, molecular function: peptidyl-prolyl cis-trans isomerase activity. The annotation marks the transcript as partial. The transcript has 6 exons. Gene Ontology annotation, cellular component: catalytic step 2 spliceosome. Gene Ontology annotation, biological process: protein folding; protein peptidyl-prolyl isomerization.
AUGUCGAACGUGUACAACUUGGAACCUCCAACCAAAGGGAAGGUCAUCCUGAAGACUACCCUUGGCGACAUCGACAUCGAGUUAUGGGCCAAAGAAGCCCCAAAGGCGGUGCGCAACUUUGUGCAGCUGUGCAUGGAGGGCUACUACGAUGGCACAAUGUUCCACAGGAUCCUGAAGGACUUCAUGGCCCAAGGAGGGGACGCCUCAGGCAGCGGCGCAGGCGAGGAGUCCAUCUACGGCCACCCCUUCCCUGACGAGUUCCACUCCCGGCUGAAGUUUAGCCACAGGGGGUUGGUGGCGUGCGCGAAUGCAGGAACGCCCCACACCAACGGCAGCCAGUUCUUCAUCACCCUGGACCGCUGCGACCACCUGGACCGCAAGCACACCAUCUUUGGGAAGGUCACCGGGGAGUCAAUCUACAACUGCAUGCACCUCAAUGACCUGGAGACGGGUGAGGAUGACAGGCCGACGCACCCCCCGGUCAUUAAAGAGGUGGAGGUCCUGUGGAACCCCUUUGAUGACAUCAUCCCCCGCAGCACCAGGGAAGAGCGCGAAGCAGAGGCUGCUGCCAGAAAGGAGAAGAAGUCGCGCAAGAAGAACACAGCGCUGCUGUCCUUUGGUGAGGAGGCAGAGACAGAGGACGCG